UGUUUACGUUUGGUUAAUUUUUGAGGUUAAGUUUGUAUUUUAAGUUAAGUUUGAAUUUCAUAGUUUUUGGUCUGUCCGCAUUUCCGUUGUAAUAAUUAUUAAAAUGGUACCUGAACGUUUGCAAGACUUUAAAUUAAAACCUUUGAAAUGCGAACUAAAUUUUCUUAGUAAAUCUGAUGGGUCGGCGAUUCUCUCACAAGGUGAUACAGUAGUGUUAGCAAGUGUAAAUGGCCCACUGGACAUCAAGACAACAAGCCAGAACAUAGAGAAAGCCACCCUUGAAGUACUGUUCUGCAGCAAGGAGGGUAAACCCUCAGUUGCUGAUAGGUUCAAAGAGAAUGUUAUUAGAAACACUUGUGAGACAGCAAUUCUCGGGUGUCUGUAUCCUCGCACUGGCAUCACUUUGACAAUACAAGAAUUGGAAAACUAUGGAGGGUUACUGACGUGUGCAGUGAACUGCGCGUGUCUCGCACUCAUCAACUCCGGCGUGGGCAUGCGCCACGUGGUGGCGGCUGUCAGCUGCGCAGUGAACGAGGUGGGCGAUCUGGUGCUCGAGCCCACGCAACAGGAAGCAGAGAGCGCGCGGGCUCUACUCUACUUCGUUUUCGACAGCCGCGAUAAGAACCUUGUUACUGGGUUCACGGAGGGCACUUUCAGUGAGGAUACAUACGAAGAGGCCCUGGUGCGGUGUCGACUCGCAAGCGACUUCGUGUUCCAAUUCUACCGAGAUGUGGUCAAGAAGUACUCCAACGUUAUCUGACCUAAACCUCGUCCCGCUGACAGUAGACACUGGGACUGGAUUUAAAAAAAAAAACUUUACUUUUUUAUCAUCAUCACUUUGUUUUUCAUCAUCAACCCAUUACGUUA
Pararge aegeria (speckled wood butterfly) is the source of this 867-nucleotide messenger RNA. RefSeq names its product exosome complex component RRP46 (gene Rrp46). The record is from RefSeq and is a predicted model, not a curated record. Gene Ontology annotation, biological process: U4 snRNA 3'-end processing; nuclear mRNA surveillance; poly(A)-dependent snoRNA 3'-end processing. Lineage: Eukaryota; Metazoa; Arthropoda; Insecta; Lepidoptera; Nymphalidae. The transcript has 5 exons. Gene Ontology annotation, cellular component: cytoplasmic exosome (RNase complex); nuclear exosome (RNase complex); nucleolus. Bases 104 to 760 code for a protein of 218 amino acids.